AUGCUCGUUUGUAAAGCUAUCGAAACAAUACAGCACACCAAUUAGUUUUAAAUUUAAAUGGAAAUGGCGGGCUCAAGCAACCAACUAUCUAUUGUCCAAGGUAUGAAGCCAGGACAAAUCGUCCUUCCAAGUGAAUUUAUGACUAAUUGA
Stylonychia lemnae is the source of this 150-nucleotide messenger RNA. The record is from the annotation of a GenBank genome assembly. NCBI's taxonomy places the organism in Eukaryota, Ciliophora, Spirotrichea, Sporadotrichida, Oxytrichidae.